AUGCACGUGGAGAGCUUAGCUGAGUGCCUGGCACAGACCCCGUUCGGGCCUUCUGCGCCCUUGGCCGUCCUGGUCACUGAGAGCUCCAGCGGCUCCUUGCCCCCACCCUCGUGGGAGAGGAGCCAGCGCCACAGGCCUGGCCAGUUUGAAGCCUUCUGUGCUGCGGGCCUGGUCCCGGGCUGGAACCUGCUGGUCCAGGGACACUCUGACUCUGGAGAGGACAAGUUUGAGAUCAACUUCUUGUCUGAGAAGGGGGACAUUGUCUUCCACAUCAAGCCCCGGUUCUCCAGCGCCACCAUGGUGGGCAACGCCUUCCAGGGCGGCCGCUGGGGCCAGGAGGAGGUGUCCAGCGUCUUCCCACUUGUGCUGGGGGAGCCCUUUGAGAUGGAGGUGAGCUCGGACGCGGAGCACUUCCACGUCCACGCCCAGGAGCACAAGGUGCUGCAGUUCGCGCACCGCCACAGGCCGCUGGCGGCCAUCACCCGCGUGCAGGUGCUGAGCGACCACCGCCUGGCCCAGGUGGAGCUGGCCAGGAGGAGCCUGAGCUGGGGGGAGGGGGGCUACUGAGCUGUGCCCGGAGUCCCAGGAGCGAGCCUCGGCCAUCCCACGUCCAGUGGAGCCCACCCUGGGGAAGCUGCAGGGAGAGGUCUGUGGUUCUGGGGCCCCCCGCUCCAGCUCCACUUUCAAUAAAGUCUGAGCAGGCUGCAGG
Messenger RNA from Ceratotherium simum simum (southern white rhinoceros), 709 nucleotides. RefSeq names its product galectin-related inter-fiber protein (gene GRIFIN). Lineage: Eukaryota; Metazoa; Chordata; Mammalia; Perissodactyla; Rhinocerotidae. The record is from RefSeq and is a predicted model, not a curated record. Gene Ontology annotation, molecular function: carbohydrate binding.